UUGGAAUCCCGCAACCUUUCUUCUAAGAAGUUUCGCUGGCUUUGCCCCGGAGACCAUUCAACUUGGAAAGGAUAUUCGAGGAACUCGUCCGCUUCAAAAUAACACCCCUUUAGUUAUCCCGGACUGUUUGUUAAUUACCGUACCCUUUGGAGAUUUUUUGUUUCCUCCAUAAAUGGGGAAUUCCCACGAAACAAGUUGCAAUCCAGGUUCCGCCGUUUGUCUCAGAAGAAGGCCCAGAAAAGGCCACAAGAAGUCAAGACAAGGAUGUCUAGAAUGCAAACGACGCAAGAUCAAAGUACAUCUCUAUUCCAACCAAAGUCUUCUCUUAUUGACGGGAGGCAGUGCCAAGAGAAACAUCCCAGGUGCGAUAACUGUGCCCGGCUAUCUCUUCGCUGCCGGUAUCUUCCUGAAGCAGCGGCUAUAGCAACCAAACUACCAGUGCAGCGAAUCUCCUCUUUACACAUCGGCAAUAUCUUUAGUCUGACCGACAUGCGGCUGUUUCAUCAUUUUCUUGUCGCUGCAUUUCCACAUUUCCCUGUCAGAUCUGACAAUAUAUGGCUUUCAUAUAUCACCCCUCUUGGCCAUCAAUGUGAAUAUUUGAUGCAUGCCAUGCUCGCUCUCUCCGCUUCACAUCUCGGGAAGAUUUCUCCAGCUCCAAGUUGUUUAUCAAUUCCCGCUCAGACCCACCGUUUAGCUGCUAUGAAAGGGCUCAACGAAGCACUCUCUCGACCGAUAUGCAAUAGUGAAGAAGCUGAUGCUGCAAUAGCAGCUUGUUAUGCCCUCCUGCUCCAAUCAUGGUAUAUGGACGAUGGACUCCAGGCUUCUUUGGUGUUAACAAGGAGCUGUGAAUGGACCACCAGAUGGGUAAGAGAGCAGAAGGUCAAGAGUGUUCUGGGGGACGAGAAUGAGUAUACCAAGCUUGCCAUUAUGAGGGGAAGGUUCAAGGAUGCACCGAUAUUCGAUGUAGCAUUUUCUCAGAAGGCGGUAGCGUCUGUCCAAACUCUACAGCCUCUUUGCAUAGAAGACUUUCAGGUUAAGGUCUUUUAUGGGUUGAAAAAGACUUUUGAAUUACUUCACAUCUCACCUAUUGCCGCGUAUGAUGCAUGCAUAAAAAUGGACGCUUUAAUAACUCAACUCGACCACACCGCCUUCCUCCAACUUCUCGAACCCAGUAACGAGACAAGCCAACUUCUGCUUGCUCACCUCGUGGCGCUGCACCUCGUCAUGCGGCCAAUUUCAUGUCGAGAGAGGAAGCAUUACACCGUCACCAUGUAUGGCAUCCGCAUGAAUACAUGGAUCCCGGGGAUUCACAACUCAAUUUCAGAGGACAGCAGGAAUUUGUUAGAGUGGCCAAUGUGGAUCGCGCGCCUGCACGUUGAGGGAAUACUAGAGAAGUGGUCCUUGGCGAGUUCUUGAGCUUGUCAAUAAAUGGAGGAGGCUUCCCGUUUCAGUGAACUAUAAUUGAUACCACGAUUGGGUAAAUCAGCCACGUUGCAAGCAACCAUCUAUUUGCUGGGCCGUCUAUCGCAGCGCUGGAGCGCCGCACUUGAUAUUAU
Molecule: messenger RNA, 1556 nt
Organism: Hyaloscypha bicolor E
Lineage: Eukaryota; Fungi; Ascomycota; Leotiomycetes; Helotiales; Hyaloscyphaceae
Exons: 3
Coding region: 265-1416 (383 amino acids)
Biological process (GO): regulation of transcription by RNA polymerase II
Molecular function (GO): DNA-binding transcription activator activity, RNA polymerase II-specific
Source: RefSeq, a predicted model, not a curated record